UGCUGUCCGGCGAUGCUGCUGCUGCUGCUGAUGCUCUCGUGGCUGCCGACUGGAGGGGCCCUAUCUCUAGCCCAGGAGCACCUUCCAGCCUUCCCAGGACCCUCAGACAUGCACUCCAGCCCGGAUGUCUCCAGAUUCCAGGAGAUGCGGAAACGUUACGAAGAUUUGUUGGCCAGGCUUCGGGCUAACCAGACCUGGGAAGACUCGAACCCCGAUCUCAUCCCUGCCACUCAAGUCCAGAUACUCACCCCAAAGCUAAGACUUGGACCAGGCGGCCACCUGCACCUGGGCAUCCCUAGGGCCAACCUGACAAAAGGGUUUCCCGCAGCCUCCCGCCUGCAUCGGGCCCUGCUCAGACUGUCCCAGACGGAAUCGAGCUCGUGGGAUGUGACACGGAUGCUGCAGCGUCAGAUUGGCCUCGGAGUCUCCCGGGCGCCCUCACUGGGCCUGCACCUGCUGCCGCCUUCCCAUCGGUUGCUGGCUGCAUCACCUUCCUCCCGGCUCCGGCUGGAGCUGCACUGGCGGCCAAGCGCCCGCAGGGGACGCCGCAGCGCGCGCGCCCGGGACGGCUGCCCGCUCGGGGAGGGGCGCUGCUGCCGCCUACAGAGCCUGCGCGCGUCGCUCGAAGACUUAGGCUGGGCCGACUGGGUGCUGGCGCCGCGCGAGCUGGACGUGCGCGUGUGCAGUGGCGCGUGCCCGAGCCAGUUCCGGGCUGCUAACCGGCAUGCCCAAAUGCUGGCGCGUCUGCACCGCCUGAAGCCCGAGCUCGCUCCUGCGCCGUGCUGCGUGCCCUCCAGCUACGAGCCGGUGGUACUCUUGCACCGGGAUAGCGAGGGCCGCGUGACCCUCACGCCCUUCGACGACCUCGUGGCCAGUGACUGCCACUGCUUAUAA
Messenger RNA from Pteronotus mesoamericanus, 894 nucleotides. RefSeq names its product growth differentiation factor 15 (gene GDF15). Gene Ontology annotation, cellular component: extracellular region. The record is from RefSeq and is a predicted model, not a curated record. NCBI's taxonomy places the organism in Eukaryota, Metazoa, Chordata, Mammalia, Chiroptera, Mormoopidae. Bases 13 to 894 code for a protein of 293 amino acids. The transcript has 2 exons. Gene Ontology annotation, molecular function: cytokine activity; growth factor activity.